Messenger RNA from Orbicella faveolata, 1877 nucleotides. RefSeq lists its product as uncharacterized. The record is from RefSeq and is a predicted model, not a curated record. Gene Ontology annotation, cellular component: cytoplasm; nucleus. Lineage: Eukaryota; Metazoa; Cnidaria; Anthozoa; Scleractinia; Merulinidae. Gene Ontology annotation, biological process: negative regulation of gene expression; protein poly-ADP-ribosylation. Gene Ontology annotation, molecular function: transcription corepressor activity; RNA binding; NAD+ poly-ADP-ribosyltransferase activity.
CCCAGACCGCUCGAUCCGGAGACGAGCGCACUAACCACGAGGCCACCGCGCCCCCGUGAAGGCCUAGCGUACUCCCCCCAAAAUCCUUAGAUUUAAAACUGCAAAUUGUUCUUUUAAACAUAUAUUUUGUAUUUGUUAAUGAGAGAAUUUGUAUUGAAAAUAAAAUGAAACGAUUUACGUGCGAUACGCAAUGUGUCAUACGCGGGCUCGUACUAAGUUUUAAGUAUCACCCCAUCAUCUUUCAACAACAAAAAGUGUCUUUAAAUUAAUGGCGUUUUAUAACUUGCUUUGCGACAGCCAAAAAAGAGCAGGAUAAUUUAUGUCAAUACACCCUCAAACCACUAAGCGGCGGCGUGGAAAAAGGAUCUUAGGGACGUAUGGAAAAUUGAAAACAAAAAUUAAAAGUAACCUGAGGAGAUCAAGUCGAGGUAAAAUGCGUGAGGUACAGGUACAUGUGUGAGAGGUGCAAGCACGCUUUGCUGCAUAUUUGCUAUGGCCUUUUUUUUUUCAUAAGUGUCUCAAAUACGUUGCAACAGAAUACAGAAGUCCCAAUACAUGUUCAGUGUACUUGAUUGCAUGACACUUCGUUCGGUGAUAAAUUAUGACAGCUUUCUCUAAAUCGAGACUCGCUUUGGCGUCAGUUCUAGGAAUCAAGACGGAAGUACUUCAGUAAUUCUUGAAAGGAGGGAGCACUCCGUACAACAAUAUUUACAACCAAAAGAGAUACCACUAACGUUGUUCAGUUGAAGCUUUGAAUGGUUUAACCUCGGUCUUUUUGAUAUCGCCGAGCAAACGUUUCUGUAGCUGGCGAAGUUAAAGAAACUAUUCGAUGACAGGAUGUUUUGAGACGAUACAUCGAUCGAUGAAAUCUUCAAGACAGAGAGGACAGUUAUCUAGUUUCGGGUGAAGUUGUCUAGCGUUGCAAAGGUUAUACCCUUUUUUUGUCAGUGGGAAAUCUUUAUCAGACAGUACUAAACAAGUUGACUAUGACUGAAGAUGAGAAAGCCGAAAGCUCUCCUGUAAAGGACAAGGAAAACGAAGAAGCUGAUGCUUCCUUGGAUGAUACUCAUCACCAUGGCAACCCAUUGUUUCAGUCCAGCCCAGCAGAAGCCCCUUGGAAAACAGUAGAGAAAAAAAGUCAAGAGACUAAAGCACGAAAUUUUGACUCUCGCAAAGAUGGCAGUUGGCGAGGAGGAAGAAGUUCAAGACCCGGAAGGUCACGAGGAAGAGGUCAAGGUAGAGGUCCAUCCCCGAAUCCACCUUUUUCGCAAGGCAGGGGUCCUGAGAAAUCACCGUACGUGGAGGGUCCCGGAAGGACUGGUAGAGGUCAAAGAGGACGGGGAUCUGAUAACAGACCUGGAUGGCGCCGAGGGAGAGGGGCAACUAACAACAGAUCAGACCAUGGAUAUAUCCUGAAGAACGUCUUGUACGAGCGGAACAAGUUGUAUGUUUUGGGUUUAAGAAGCAAAACAACUAAAGAUUGUGUGCUGAAUUUCAUUGCGAGGAUUAGUGGCUGUGAUGUCAAGCGCGUGUUGAUGUUUAAAUCUGGAAGGGCCAUUGUAACGUUGGACACAGACAAGAUCACAAACUCAGAUUUUGCCAUGAUAUGCGAGGAGGCUGCAAAGCCAAAAAACCAACUUGAGAAAGUAAACGUACUGAUUGAAAGAGCACCAGUCUGCAAGAGCAUUUUUGUUCGCGGAAUCCCUGAGAAUACCCCACAAGAAGAGUUUGAAAACUACUUUGACAAAUUUGGUGUGGUGGAGAAAUUUAUCACCAACGAGGAAGAAGUGAAAGCUCGGAGAGUGAAUGAAAAAAGAGCCAUUGUGUACUUCAAAACUGAUAAAAGUACGUGACUUGAGAAUUUUAAUAGUAACAGG